Centrocercus urophasianus (Greater sage-grouse) is the source of this 4565-nucleotide messenger RNA. It is a transcript of the gene QRSL1, whose product is annotated as glutaminyl-tRNA amidotransferase subunit QRSL1. The transcript is spliced from 11 exons. Gene Ontology annotation, biological process: mitochondrial translation; glutaminyl-tRNAGln biosynthesis via transamidation. The coding region runs from base 70 to 1644 and encodes 524 amino acids. The record is from RefSeq and is a predicted model, not a curated record. Gene Ontology annotation, cellular component: glutamyl-tRNA(Gln) amidotransferase complex; mitochondrion. NCBI's taxonomy places the organism in Eukaryota, Metazoa, Chordata, Aves, Galliformes, Phasianidae. Gene Ontology annotation, molecular function: glutaminyl-tRNA synthase (glutamine-hydrolyzing) activity.
CUCGGCGCAGCGCCGGGACGGGCCGGGAUAGGGGUCGUAGAGGUGUGAGGCCGCGGGGAGCGAGCCGCCAUGCUGCGCGCUUCUCUGCGUCAGAUCUCAGCAGCGCUAAAGGAAGGACAGGUCACCCCCACAGAGCUCUGCCAGAGGUGCCUCGCUCUCAUCAGAAGCACCCAGUUUCUCAACGCCUACAUUACGGUAGCGGAAGAAACUGCAUUAAAGCAGGCUGAGGAGUCGGAGAAAAGAUACCGAAGAGGUCAGCCACUGAGUGAGCUGGACGGAGUUCCCAUUGCAGUGAAGGACAACUUUAAUACAGCUGGCAUUGAAACAACAUGUGCAUCAAACAUGCUAAAAGGUUAUAUUUCUCCUUACAAUGCUACAGUGGUUCAGAAGUUACUGGAUCAGGGAGCUGUGCUUUUAGGAAAAACAAACCUAGAUGAAUUUGCAAUGGGAUCUGGGAGUACAGAUGGGGCAUUUGGACCAGUCAGAAAUCCCUGGAGUUAUUCAAGACAGUACAAGGAAAAAUCUGUACCCAGAUCUGAUUCUGAGCCUGAAAACUCUAACUGGGUAAUAACAGGAGGGAGCUCUGGAGGCAGUGCAGCUGCUGUAUCAGCUUUCACAUGUUUUGCAGCUUUAGGGUCAGACACAGGAGGAUCUACCAGAAAUCCUGCUGCUCACUGUGGUGUAGUAGGUUUAAAGCCAACAUAUGGACUGAUCUCUCGCCAUGGUCUCAUUCCUCUAGUGAACUCCAUGGAUGUGCCAGGAAUCCUAACCAGAUGUGUGGAUGAUGCAGCUGUUGUGCUAGGUUCACUUGCUGGACAUGAUCCUAAAGACUCUACCACAAUUCAGGACAUCUUUCAGCCAUUUGCACUGCCAAGUUUGACUGAUGUCAGCAAGCUCUCCAUAGGAAUUCCUAAGGAGUACCAGGUACCAGGGCUUUCUAGUGAAAUUCUGGCUGUUUGGUCAAAGGCUGCUGACCUCUUUAAGAAUGCAGGUGCUAAAGUAGUUGAAGUGAGUUUACCACACACCCGUUACUCAAUUGUCUGCUAUCAUGUGCUCUGCACUGCAGAAGUGGCAUCAAAUAUGGCCAGGUUUGACGGACUGGAAUAUGGACAUCGUUCUGACGUGAACAAGUCCACAGAAAGCAUGUAUGCUGCAACACGACGAGAAGGAUUUAAUGAUGUUGUAAGAGGAAGAAUUCUAUCAGGAAACUACUUCUUGUUGAAACAGAAUUAUGAGGAUUACUUUGUCAAGGCACAGAAAGUCAGACGUCUCAUUGCCAAUGACUUUGUGAAGGUUUUUGGAAGUGGUAUUGAUAUUUUACUCACUCCUACCACUCUGAGCGAUGCACUCCCGUAUAUGGAAUUCAUCAAAGAAGACAACAGAACCCGCAGCACGGAAGAUGACAUCCUAACACAGGCUGCAAACAUGGCUGGACUGCCAGCCGUAAAUGUUCCUACAGCUCUUUCAGGAAGAGGCUUGCCAAUUGGGCUUCAGUUCAUUGGGCGUUCAUUCCAAGAGAAGCAGCUGCUCACAGUAGCCAAAUGGUUUGAAAAACAAGUACAAUUCCCAGUGAUUCAGCUAGAAGAAGUGAAGAAACAUGACAACGGUGUCCUUCAGCAUCAGAAAUCUGCUUCUUUUUCAUAGUAUCAGAUUUGCUGGUCAGCAAAAGCAGGAAGGCUGUUGGGGAUAGUUUAAAAAUGUACUUAUGCAAGAAAAAAAAACCACCAACAGUUUAAGACAAUGAUAUGCUGUUAUGCAGGAUGGAAUAAUAAUUUUCCAUUAUUAAUUAAGGCAAAGCAAAUCAUUAAGUAAACAUGUAUAUCUUACUAAGAGCCACUUCUUACUGAUAUUAAAAACACCAGAUUGAAGUUAUUUAUCUUACAUCUGUGAAGCUGCUUUUUUCCAUCCCCAGAGGGCAUGUAAGGUAUCUGGCUCAUUAAAGAACUAACCUGAAUUUUCAUGUGAAAAUUGCAUGGUUGCCAGGGAGCUUGAUUUCUCUCUGGAACAUAGACUUUGGUAAUGGAAACAACCAGACAAGCUGUAAUGGAACAAAGUUAUUGAGAGUCCAUUUGCCAACCAGUAAAUACAAAUGAAAUCAAGAAAACAGCAUAGACAUAGUUGAUUUUAAAAGCAAACAAACAACAACUCCCUCCAUCCUCACUCUAACAAACUCUCAGCAGGAGAUGAAGUACCUUCUAUGUAUACAAAUCUUGCAGAUUCUGGUUACAUCCAUCAUCAGAAGGAUGAAUUCCAGACUUCUUCAGGGAAAAGAUGCUGAUUAAUCCUUUUCUGCCUUAAUUGUAAUUCUCUAUAAUCAGUGGUUAAUUUUUUAGCAUUCGUUUUAUUUUCUAUAGUGUAACUCUCCAUACAAGUAAUGCCAUCUAUUCCUUCAUGGAAGCUCAUUCAGAACAAAAAUAGUUUGAAAUAAGUUUCCCAGCUAUAAUGUUAGUACACCAGGAGACAAAUUAAACAACUGAGAAGCAGUUGCUAUUGCUGUAGUUUCUGUUUUUCUAAAGCUGGAAAAAGUAUGGAGUUUUAAGUUUGUAGAUUUGAUUUUACAUCGUUUGUUUUCAGUCACAGUUUACAGCUUGCACACAUAAGGAGUGUAGGGUGAGGGAAAACUAUUGUGAUACUGUAACAUGUGGAAUCUUCCUGAAUGUUUAAUGUCUUAGACCAUGCUGUCACCUGUAAAAAAAAAAAAAAAAAAAAUUACCAUUCCUAAAAAUCACAAAUGAAGAAUUUCCCACAGCCCGAUGCCAGCUAUGCCAAUACCUUUCCCACACAAUUAAGUCCCACACAAUUAAUUUUAUUUUGUUUUUGUAAGGAUUAUAAAAGAAGGUAUGCCUUGUUUUAGUCUGAUGCUAUGCUAUGAUGUAUGUAUAAAACAGUCUUCAGGGUGCUUGGUUUUACUGUUAGUGAAUGGUGAUAAAUAGUGGCCCCAAAAGACUACUUUACUUUAACUACUGUCUUGUUUAAUAAUUUACUUAUGCUCUAAUCAUACUGUCACCAUGUGUGCCUUGUGCUCUAGCUGCCUACAAGCCAGAGCUGUCAGUAUGAUUAUUCACUAUCUACCUUGAAAUCCCUACUUUUUUGAUUUGCAGUCAGGUCCUGCUUAGCAGUUCUUAAAGUAAGGAUCAAGGUGUUUUGAUGAGAGAUAAAAUCCUGACUGGGGAGAGCAUUCCUUGAGCAUAAAGAGCUUUAGAGUAUUAUGGAAGAGAACAAGCAAGUAGAAAAUUGCUCUCUACAUCAGAAGUUAGUUCUGGACUGACUGCUGGCCCAGAGGAAAGCGUCUACUUAUGCUAGACAAGUUGUCUCGUCAGACUUCCUCUGCUGUUAAAACAAAUAUGAUGGAAAACCUGGAUAAAGGCACAUUUGCCAAGCAGGGGUAGGUGAAGGGAAACUGGUCUCAUUCCUGCUCUACUUCUUUGUAAAGCAGAGCACUGAAUCCAGUUUCCAGUAUCCUUCAAAUGAGCAUUCAGAUGAUAGAGGCAAAUGGUUGUUCUGACACAAAUUCUUCAGAAUUUCUUCUGUUAAUAGAUUUCAAGGUGUAGAAUAACUAUGCAAUGAAAUAUGCAGUAAAAUACACACUAGACAGACAUCUAUCCUACAGCCCUGAAUAGCAUGGCAUUUAUAACUUUGUUAGUGAUUGAGACCCACCUUUGUAUUAGACAGUAACAAGACUUGGAAACAAAACAUCAGGUUAGAUUGAUAAGUUUCUGGGUCAGUAGGUUGAAAGCAGCCCUGACAAAUCUUCUGUCCUCCUCCUACUCCCCUGCUGUUUUGUGGUUUUGGGGACCACGUGUACCAGAUGCCUUUCCUGCACUUUCCUAAUACUGGAAUCUCACCAAGCCUGAGGUUAGAGCUUAAGAAUCAGUGUGGCUGAGCAACUUCAGGAUGUAAGCAAGAGUGUCUAAGGGAAUUGUAAUAUCAUCAUGCUAGAAAAUUCUCUCUUACAGUUGAUUCUGAACCCUUCAGGAGAUCCUGAAGUAGUGUGACAGCCCGGCCUAACUCAGAUGGCAGAAGGAUUGUGAGUGAUAUCUCCAACCAGAUCUUUGUGCAGCUGCUCCUAGUGCCAAGUCAUGGCUCCAGAAUUUUAAACAGCAAAAGUUUCUAUGAUGGAUUAUUAAGAGCUCAAAAACCUUUCUCAGAGAAGCAGAGCAAUUUCAGAACACAAGACAGUAAGUCUAGGGGGAAAAAAGACCAAAAAAAAAAAAGUUCAUAUGAACAUUUUGUACAGUUGCCUUGAAAAACAAUUUACAGAAAUAAUACAGUUGAAACUUUUAUGGUAUUGUAACACAGCCACAGCAGGUGGCUAGGUGUAACCCUAUCACACAGGCAGCCCUGAUUUGUAGCUAGAGGAUAAUUCCAGUGCUUCCAGAAGGAAACAAUAGCUGGAACAUUAACAAACAAGCAAUCUGCUCAAAUGGUUGAGGGUGUGAAAUCUUUCUCCAGGCACUGGGAAAUGGUAAGGGUAUUAUGUAAAGGAGAAGUUAAUUUGAACAGAAAAGUAAGACCUUUUGCUAUAAGGUGUUUUUAAAUACAACUUUAUUCUGGGUUGCAGUUCA